Messenger RNA from Cuscuta epithymum, 4020 nucleotides. NCBI's taxonomy places the organism in Eukaryota, Viridiplantae, Streptophyta, Magnoliopsida, Solanales, Convolvulaceae. The record is from the annotation of a GenBank genome assembly.
CUCUUUUUCAGCAGAGAUAGAGAGAGAGAGAUAAAUAGUAGCUGGGUGGGUGGGCGGUUCUGUGAAGGGAGGAGCUUGGAUAUCUCCUUUUCGCGUUGAAUAAUCUCCCUUGGCCUUUACUGUGAUUCAUUCAUAUAUGCUUUUCAUACCACAAGGAUGGAAGGAAAGAAAGAGCAGAUACAUAGAUAGUGAUACAUACCAAAAGUUGAAACGCGGAUCCUCCUUUUCUAUCCAACUCCCUGCCUAAAAGAUCAAACCUUUGAAAGAAAGGCUACUCCAAUUGGGUUCUUUUCAUUUGCCCAGAUUUGCUCCCACUUUUUCCCUUCUUUUCUUCCGGUUGGUGUUGAAUUUGGUGUUUAUUUAGGAUUGAUUUGAACACUGUGGCUGAGAUGCGGUCUGGGUUGAGCACGAUUUUGCAGACCUUAACCCCUGAGGCCGCCAGCGUGCUGAACCAUUCGAUUACCGAGGCCAGCCGCCGGAAUCACGGCCAGACGACUCCUCUGCACGUGGCGGCGACGCUGCUCGCCUCUCCGACUGGGUUUCUCCGGCAGGCCUGCAUCCGCUCCCACCCCAAUUCCUCCCAUCCGCUGCAGUGCCGGGCGCUCGAGCUAUGCUUCAGCGUGGCGCUCGAGCGGCUCCCCACUGCGCAGAACAUGCCGCCGGGGAUGGAGCCGCCGGUCUCGAACGCGCUUAAUGCUGCUCUGAAGCGCGCUCAGGCGAAUCAGCGGCGGGGGGUGCCCGGAGCAGCAGCAGCAGCCGCUGCUGGCAGUGAAAGUCGAGCUGGAGCAGUUGAUAAUAUCGAUUCUCGAUGACCCCGGCGUGAGCAGGGUGAUGAGGGAGGCGAGCUUCUCGAGCCCGGCAGUCAAGGCUACGAUCGAGCAGACCCUGAAUCCGAGCUCAAAUCAAACGCAUCUCCACCACACAGCUCCUUUGAAUUUGGGAAAUUUCGGCGGCCCUCGGUUGCUCUCGAUACCGUCGGCAUCCGCGUCUACGUCGGCGGCGCCCCCGUCACUAUCAAACCGGAAUCUGUAUCUGAAUCCGCGGCUACAACAGGGAGGGGGAUCUGGGCAGUUGGGGAAUACCAGGAAUGAAGAAAUCCGGAAGGUCCUCGAAAUUCUGACGAGGGGUAAGAAAAGGAACCCUAUUUUGGUAGGUGAGGGAGAGCCAGAGGCCGUGGUGAAGGAUUUAUUCAGGAAGAUCGAGAAAAGGGAGCUUGGGGUUGCCGGAGAAGGCCCUCUCAAGAAUGUUCAAGUGAUCCCAAUCGACAAGGACUUAUGUUCAGACAAGAAUGAGAUUCCAGCCAAGAUCAAUGAAAUGGGAUUCCUGAUUCGGAAUAUGUUAGGGAAUGGUGGGGUAAUUCUCGAUUUGGGCGAUUUGAAAUGGAUGGUGGAACAGGCUGCCGCAGGCUCAGCUGGUGGUGGUGGACACCAACCGCUGGUAUCUGAUGCCAGCCGCACAGCAGUGACGGAGAUAGGGAAGCUGCUUUCUUCUUUCCGGGAGGGUUCCGGCGAAGGCAGUAGUACGAUAUGGGUUAUAGGUACUGCUACUUGUGAGACUUAUUUGAGGUGUCAGGUUUAUCAUUCUACCAUGGAAAAUGAUUGGGAUCUGCAGGCUGUGCCUAUGGCUUCUAAGCCGGCUGCUGCUAAUCCAGGGAUUUCUUCCUGGCUUGGAAAGGAAAGAUUGUUCAGCAGCCCAGGUGAAGGCCUAAAUCCAUUAAAGACCUUCCCUGUUACUGCGGCGAUGCCUGCUCCUCUACUGAGGUGCAUGAAUCAGGCUAUUGAUAGGAGGACAUCGUCGUCACCAUCCUCAUCAUCAUCAACCUGCCCUCAAUGUAUGGAGAAAUACAACCAAGAGCUGGAGAAACUGGUAUCUGAGUUUGAGAGUUCGCCUUCUGAUGCUAAUUCUGAUUCAUCUCGGCAAGCAUUGCCCCAGUGGCUGCAAGAUGCAAAGCAAAGCAGUAACGAUUCUGGCGAUAAUAAGGGAACAUCUCCAUCACACAGCAAGAGCCAAGAACUUCAGAAGCUAAAGACUCAAGCUUUACAGAAAAAGUGGAGUGAAAAAUGUUUGCAACUUCACCCGAAUUUCCACCAUAAUAAUAAUAAUGCAAGUUCGGAGAAGAGAGUCUCUCUUCCUGGUCUGGGUAUCCCAGGCUUACAGAACCUCAACUUACUUCUGCGGCAACCUUUGCAACCUAAACUGCAAACGUUGAAAAAUCUCGGGGAGAAUAUGCAAAACUCUAAACUUAUACAAACAACUAAACCCCUGGGAGAGAGUUUACAACUCAACACGCACCAAAUUGCAGCUAGCCCUCUGGAAAGCCCAGUGAGGACAGAAUUGUUUCUUGGCCAAAAACAGGCUGAAAUCAACUCCCAGAAAUCUCAAGAAGACAACACUAAGGAUUUCCUCGGUUGCUGCAUCUCUCCUGAGCCACAGAAGAAGAUACUGGACAAAUUCGCCAGUGCAUUAGAUGCUGACACAUUCAAAAAGCUCCUCAAGGGUCUCAUGGCAAAGGCAUGGUGGCAGCAGGACGCAGCCUCUGCUGUAGCUUCUGCUGUCACAAGAUGUAGGUUAGGCAAUGGAAGACAGCGCGGAAAUGCUCCGAAGGGUGAUAUUUGGUUGUUAUUCACAGGUCCUGAUAGGAUCGGGAAAAAGAAAAUGGCGUCAGUCCUUGCCCAGCAAGUGUGUGGGGCCAGUGCGGUUAUAAUACCUCUUGGCUCAAGCCGUGAUGGUGAAGAAACGGAGACAGAUUUUCGUGGUAAAACAGCGAUUGACCGCAUUGCAGAGGCUGUUAGGAAAAACCCGUUUUCUGUUAUUAUGCUAGAGGAUGUCGAUGAGGCGAAUAUGAUGGUUAGGGGGAACAUAAAACGGGCAAUGGAAAGAGGUAGGUUUGCUGAUUCCCAUGGCCGCGAAAUCAGUCUUGGCAACAUUGUGUUCAUUCUUGCUGGAAAUUGGUCUUCAGUGAGUCCAGAAAGAUAUAGAGAUGAUAAUAAGAAGUUCACAUCACUCUCUAGUGGCAAUUGUCAAUUGAGGCUAGCAAUCAGUGAGAAGAGCACAAAGCGCAAGGGGAAUUGGUUGCUUGGUGAAGACAGGGUAACGAAAGCGAGAAGAGAAGUGGUGAGUUCAGGGGUUGCUUUUGACCUGAACGAAGCGGCAGAUGAUGCUGAUGACAGAACAGAUGGAUCAAACAAUUCAAGUGAUCUCACUAUUGAGCACGAAGAAGAAGAGCUUGAGCCUGAAAAUAUGCAAUUCGCAAUCACAUCCGUACCCCACGAGCUUUUAAAUGCCGCCGAUGAUGCGAUCACUUUCAGGCCUGUUGACUUCGGCUUUGUUCGCCGUGAGAUUAGGAAGACGAUUUCCAAGAAAUUCUCCAUGGUUGUUGACGACGAAAAAGUUGUCUUUAAAGUAGAAGACGAUGCAGUAGACAGGGUCUUAGCAGGAAUGUGGCGCGGCCAGACAAGCCUAGAGGAGUGGGUGCAGAACAUCUUGGCUCCAAGCUUCGACAAAGUCCAGUCUCUGAGAUCCGUUUCCCACGACGACGUGGUUGUACGACUUCAGCUCGAACCCGAAAUAGAUUUGAGUAGCCGGAGCAGUGGAGAUUGGCUGCCUAGCAAAGUGACGGUAAUAACGAGUUGACCAUAAAGUAUAAACUACUUCAUUAUGGGAUGGAAUUCGCAUUUCAUCUUUAUUAGAGCGCCCCAUGUAAAUAUUGGUAAACUUUUGGAGGGUGGCAAGGAGAGGCUAGGGGAUAAAAGAAACGUAAAAGGAAAAAAGGUGUGAGCAAAAGUGGAUGUUGAUAGAUCAACUACAUCUUGGACGGCUCCCGCUUCUUUUUCAUUUUUCGUGCGUUAUAAAAAUUUGUUUAAUUCCUUUUUCAUUUCCAGUUAUUACAGCUGUACGAAAACAGUUUAUAAUGAUAAGUAUAUGGACAAUGAUAGCUAAGAUGGGGCAUUUUUCCUUCUUAGAGUCGUGUUUGCCUAUGCAUUUAUACACCUAAAAUAUCAUUUUAACGAAAGACGUUUG